ACCCUUCAUGCAAACAUUCGAUUUUGGUCCCAUAUCCAUUCCUGCCCCAACUCACAGACCUGUUCAUCAAAGCUAGUAUAGCAGGGUGGCUAGACUUGCAACACAUCUGAGUCACGGGCAUUCUCCAGCGCUGCCUGUGGACCGGGUAGAUCUGCGCAAUCCCAUCUGACGUUCACUCGUACGCAGCCACUACGAUUCAACGAGCCAUUGGACAUGGGAGAUAACUACCGUAUCGAUGAUACCUUCUUUGUACCGACCAUGGGUAAUGUCUCGACCCGAUCUCGAACAGGCUGCUUAACGUGCCGACGCCGUAAGAAAAAGUGCGACGAACGGCACCCGAUAUGCAGUGGUUGCGACAGAAAUCAGCUUCCCUGCGAGUGGGUUUCUAAUGAGCUGGUGUCUAAAACACGACGGCCACGUUGUCGUCGGCAGCUUGCGGUGACCCAACUACCGCAUGAGGCACAGACAAUGGUCAAUGUGUUCGCCAUUCCGAAGCCCGGGAUGGUGCAGCGGCUAUUGUCACAUUUUAUAGAUCACAGCCCAAGGUGGUUAUCAACCAGGACUGGGAAACGCAGAUCAGACUUUCUGCAAUAUUUGUUGCCCGCGGUCUCGCGAAACCUACUGGUUCAUAAUUGUGUUCUCAUGAUAGCCUCGGCUGAUCUGGCCAAAUAUUGUCGUGGCGAUGUCGAAGUGCAAGGCGUAGCAGUAGAGUACUAUGGGAAGGCCGUUUCCGCUUUGCAGGGAUCGCUGAACGAGGAGCUGACUGCUGUGGCUGCAUACAACCUACCGGGAUCCGAUUACACCCCUUUGGCAGUCCUACUGUUGUGUCUGCAUGAGUGUCAGAACUUUACAAACAGCACGCGCAUAGUGCCCCAUCUUAACGCUGCCGCCGCGCUCCUGCUUCGUCGCCUGCAUUACACUCCCGAGGACCUGCCACUACGAAGCUUUUUGUUCGAACUAUUUUGCUACUAUUUCUCCCUGGUAGCCUUCUCGCACGGCUCUAGACUUUCGCUUAGUCAAGCAUCUGCUAUCUUCAGCUCUCCCAUUGUCACCCAAUAUCUCCAGCAAGGCAAUGUCAUGGGCACAUCGCAGCGUCUCUUCAUGUGUAUCUUUCGAAUAUCCAUGUUGGCGGAGAAGGUCGCAUCCGAGCGGCAGUUCCACGACUCACCGGCACGAACGGAGCUUACCGGGCUUGCGCAGCAAUUGAUCACCUGUCAACUUGAGCUUCCCCCAAGAACAGACGCAGAUAUCGCCUGGCUUAACGACGCAAUAACAUCCGAACUCUACCGCCUGGCAUGUCUGAUAUAUAUCAAAAAGGUUCUAGAUCCCGCGCUGUCUGACGACAGUCCACCUAUUCAGGCGCUUGUCAUAGCGUUUGCUGACAAUUUGGGCCAUCUACCACCCGACGCCCCGUCGAAUAACAUUCUUUGCUGGCCGCUGGUUGUAGCUGGGCUCUCUGCCGUGGAGAGUACACACCAGCGGGCCAUUAGCAUAAGACUGGGACAAAUCUAUGACAUAUGGCGGUCCGAUAUACUUUGUCAAAGUGCCGCGUUUUUGCGACAGAAGUGGCGGCGCGAUCGGAAUCCGAAUCGCUGUUUCGCAUCAGCCUCCUGUGGAGAGCAGGAAAAGGGUGAAGAUCGCUCAACGGCUGCAGUCAAUGAUAUACUCAACCUUCAGUUCCCGGUAAUUCUGGUUUAGCCAGUGGCAUGAAUACAAAUGGGAAACGGCUUGUUUACGUCAUUUGUCUCACUUAUCACCGCGAACGACGACUUGCACUCUGCCUCUGAUGGCCUUCGCCUCCUUCAUACAGGAUGCAAAAAUGCAACAUUUAGACUACGUAUAACACGUCCGGCAUCAAGGUGUCCAUUCCUCUUACUGCUGUCGGUGUGAAUGCGU
This is a messenger RNA of Aspergillus pseudonomiae, 1896 nucleotides long. Its product is annotated as Zn(II)2Cys6 transcription factor. Gene Ontology annotation, cellular component: nucleus. NCBI's taxonomy places the organism in Eukaryota, Fungi, Ascomycota, Eurotiomycetes, Eurotiales, Aspergillaceae. Gene Ontology annotation, molecular function: DNA-binding transcription factor activity, RNA polymerase II-specific; zinc ion binding; transcription cis-regulatory region binding. Bases 214 to 1698 code for a protein of 494 amino acids. The record is from RefSeq and is a predicted model, not a curated record. The transcript has 3 exons. Gene Ontology annotation, biological process: positive regulation of transcription by RNA polymerase II.